This is a messenger RNA of Culex pipiens pallens (northern house mosquito), 681 nucleotides long. RefSeq lists its product as uncharacterized. The transcript has 3 exons. Lineage: Eukaryota; Metazoa; Arthropoda; Insecta; Diptera; Culicidae. Bases 46 to 471 code for a protein of 141 amino acids. The record is from RefSeq and is a predicted model, not a curated record. Gene Ontology annotation, molecular function: odorant binding.
GACAGUCAGUUUUUAAAGAAUUCCGAGCCAAUCAAGUGUUUCGAAAUGAAGCUCCUCGCAAUUUUCUCAAUAUUGUUUUGUUUUGUUUGUUGUUUUGCAAAACUAAACCAGCAGCAAAUGGAAACCAUCAACGGAUUCGCCAAAGAUUGCUUCAAAGAGCUGAACAUUCCAAGCGAUUCGAAUUUACUCGCGAGAGCUUUGAAAACUAAAUUAACGACUUUCAGCGAUCAGGACAUCGACUUUCUCGCCUGCAUGGGAAGAACGGUUGGAGCGCUGGACGCGGAGGGAGUCUAUCAUUCGCAGCCGAUCGAGGGCUUCUUUCUGCAGAGCGGAAGCACCUUCAACAAGCAGGAAAUGAUCGACGUGGUCGAGAUUUGCAUCGGUCAGCAAGUUAGGGGAACACCCUAUAAGGAUAACGUGGCAAAGUUUAACAAGUGUUUCUAUGAGAACAAGAAAUUUGAUUUGAUGUAGAUUAGGUGAGAACAAUGAAUAAAAACCGAGAUAAAAACAGUGUUUUUAAAAGCAAGGGGUUGGAAACUCUUAGAGCUAUAAUUAUUAUGUUAACCAGUAUAUCAAAAUAUAUGUUAGUAUACUUAUUAUUUCCUUUACAUAUCGCCAGUAUACUUACCAAUAUACUGAGAGUAUCUUAAUAUACUAACAGUUUUUGUUUUUCGGUUAGUA